Laccaria bicolor S238N-H82 is the source of this 774-nucleotide messenger RNA. RefSeq lists its product as uncharacterized. The coding region runs from base 1 to 774 and encodes 257 amino acids. The record is from RefSeq and is a predicted model, not a curated record. The transcript is spliced from 5 exons. NCBI's taxonomy places the organism in Eukaryota, Fungi, Basidiomycota, Agaricomycetes, Agaricales, Hydnangiaceae.
AUGGCCAAAUCAAUAAUUCACGAAACAAUGAUCUUCCGAGGUAAAACCCAGUCAAGGGAGCUGGCCAUGAUCGCCGUCAGGGAAUGUAACCGUGGCAUCACUGAAACCGAAGCAGUCAGAGCUUGGAAGAAUGGGCUACGCAGUGCCACUGCCACAGCGGGUCGUAAGGUCGCAAGGAAGGCUGGAGAAGGCAUCCAUGGCAAAGCCAAAGGCCAGUCGGAGGGCGCGCCUGCUCGUGCGAGGCCGCUGUACCUUGGCUGUACCGUUCAGAUCUCCUUCAACUCGCUUCAAGUUAUGUCUAGGCCUUGCCAAAGGUGUACUCUCUUCCACUACUCCGAGUCUUCUUCUCCCUUAUGCCUAUUGGCUUUGCCAAAGGUGUACAUUCUUCCAUUACUCCGAGUCUCCUUCUCCCUUAUGCCUUUUGGCUUUGCCAAAGGUCGCCCGGGGGCAGCGCGGCUAGGGCAACAAGGCUGCGUACUCUCAGUGAACAGCUCCAUCGUCAUCGGUGUAUCAGCGGCCGCCACCAGAUCAGUUAUUCAUCAUCGCCAGCGACAGCGACAGGCACUUCCUUCGACAAUCAACUAUCCCCACCAACAACGCGCUUUUCCUCCCUCAACCCCCAUGAACAACUCCGCCGAGUAUCGUGGUUUGACGCACCGCGGAACGUGGCCUUGGAAACUCCGACCAACGAUUCAGGGGACUCAACGGCCCUGUUCGCAGCCCUUCAUGUCCCCGGUCGAUAAUCAUCACGUCGCCAUCGCCCAUCCAAGGUAG